UGCGGCGUUCAGAGCACAGCACAGCAGAUCACCUGCGGGUUUUAACUAUUUCUCUUCCGAGGAGUGUAUUUACCCCGACAAUAAGCACUUUUAUUCUUAGACUCUUUACACAUUUUUAAUUUAAGACUUUUGGAGCAUGUUUUUUAUUUGCACGAGUUCUCAACGUUUCUCUAUGGAAGAACGCGGAAACAAAAUUCAAGUUGAAAGUCAUUUCAACCAGAGAGAUGCUUUUAGAGAAUCCUGAAGUUUUCAUCUAGGCUAAACCGGUUAGGGUGGAGUUCACCUAUCUUGUGUUCACUUCAUUGUCUUUCGACACAUUCUGCAUCACCCUUACGUUCCUGUGAUUUCGGCUGCAACUGUAAACAUGGUUGGAUUCAGAGCUGGUGACGUUCCUCCUACUGCCACCGUGAAGUUUAUCGGUGCAGGAACUGCAGCAUGCAUUGCAGAUCUCUUCACCUUUCCACUGGACACCGCAAAAGUUAGACUUCAGCAACGUAAGCAGGUCCAGGCCUCCAUGACUGACCCGGGAUAACCUGAAGAUGCAGCUUCCCCUCCACUGUGAUUCUGUAAAGUUUUUCCAUCCACCUUUUGUUCUGUACAGAUUCAGGGGGAGAACAAAGCCUCCACCAACAUGGGCCGUGGUCCGGUGAAAUAUCGAGGGGUCUUUGGUACGAUCAGCACCAUGGUGCGAGUGGAGGGGCCACGCAGUCUCUACAGCGGCCUGGUGGCGGGACUGCAGCGUCAGAUGAGCUUUGCUUCUGUACGCAUCGGCCUCUACGAUUCGGUCAAGCAGUUUUACACCAAAGGCUCUGAUCAUGCUGGGAUUGGCAGUCGACUGAUGGCUGGUUGUACGACUGGAGCCAUGGCCGUGGCUGUGGCUCAACCCACUGAUGUAGUGAAGGUCCGGUUUCAGGCUCAGGUCAGCGCUGGGAGCAGUAAACGUUACCAUAGUACUAUGGACGCAUAUCGGACCAUUGCAAAGGAAGAGGGGUUUCGUGGUUUGUGGAAAGGAACUGGCCCAAACAUCACCCGCAAUGCCAUAGUAAACUGCACUGAGCUAGUGACAUACGACCUCAUCAAAGAUGCACUUCUCAAAUCAUCUCUGAUGACUGAUGAUCUUCCCUGCCAUUUCACAUCUGCAUUUGGAGCUGGUUUCUGCACUACGAUCAUUGCUUCCCCUGUCGAUGUUGUGAAGACAAGAUACAUGAACUCUGCCCAGGGCCAGUACAGCAGCGCCCUCAACUGUGCUGUAGCCAUGCUGACUAAAGAGGGGCCAAAGGCUUUUUACAAGGGGUUCAUGCCAUCCUUUCUGAGGCUGGGCUCCUGGAAUGUGGUUAUGUUCGUCACUUACGAGCAGCUGAAACGGGCCAUGAUGGCAGCACGCCAAAACUGGCACACUCCUCUUUAAGCAGAGCAUGCAGUUCCAGUUGAGCUUCAUGCUGACGUGGUUCUGGAUUCUCCAUUUUCUUCAUUUUGUUUACAUUUUUAAACUUGAUUUUUUUUUUUUCCUUUUUUUUUUUUGGAUUUGCACAAUUCUAGAGUCUUUCCAACAAUCUGCCAAUAAAAUGAAAUUGGUGUUUUUAAGAA
This is a messenger RNA of Danio rerio (zebrafish), 1587 nucleotides long. The record is from RefSeq and is a predicted model, not a curated record. NCBI's taxonomy places the organism in Eukaryota, Metazoa, Chordata, Actinopteri, Cypriniformes, Danionidae.